AUGUCGCGCCUCCCGUCCAGAUCAGCAAAGGCCAUCAACCUCCCCUCGAAACCACGCAUACCAACAUCUACCACACCGCCGCUCCGCACACCCCAGUCCUCGACGACUACAGUCAAGACGCCCACAUCCACGAAACCACCACCCUCCCUCUUCUCCCGCCUCCGCCCAUACUUCCUCCUAGCAACCUCCUUCUACUGCGCCGGUACCCUCAUCACCAACCACGUCAUUCACAUCUACCCCAAUACAGGCCCCUCCAUGGCACCCACUGUCUCUAGCUCCGGUAGCACCUACACAAUCACCGGUCUAUGGUACGCUGGCGGUCGUGGGAUAAAGCUAGGCGACAUCGUACAGGUGCGGCACCCAAUGUUUCCGCGCAUGCUGGCUGGCAAGCGGGUUGUCGGAAUGCCGGGGGAUUUUGUGGUUAGGGGGCGGGAUGGGGAGGGUGGUGUUGGUGGGAGGAAGGCUUCCCGAGGGUUAGUGGAUGGAGAUGAGGAAGACGAACAAGAAGAGCCGGAGAUGGUGCAGGUCCCCGAGGGGCAUGUUUGGUUGAAUGGGGAUAAUCUGGCGUGGAGUCGGGAUAGUCGAAUGUAUGGGGCGGUGCCGAUGGCGUUGAUCACCGGGAAGUCGUUAUGGCUGGUGGAUGGGUACUGGCCGGGGAGUUGGAGGGGCGUGUGGCGGGAUCAGAUGGUCAGGAUUGAGGAAGGGGAUGUCGGUUGA
Cyphellophora attinorum is the source of this 717-nucleotide messenger RNA. Its product is annotated as Mitochondrial inner membrane protease subunit 1. The transcript has a single exon. The coding region runs from base 1 to 717 and encodes 238 amino acids. Gene Ontology annotation, cellular component: membrane; mitochondrial inner membrane peptidase complex. Lineage: Eukaryota; Fungi; Ascomycota; Eurotiomycetes; Chaetothyriales; Cyphellophoraceae. Gene Ontology annotation, molecular function: serine-type endopeptidase activity. The record is from RefSeq and is a predicted model, not a curated record.